Messenger RNA from Pelecanus crispus (Dalmatian pelican), 816 nucleotides. Lineage: Eukaryota; Metazoa; Chordata; Aves; Pelecaniformes; Pelecanidae. The record is from RefSeq and is a predicted model, not a curated record.
AUGCCGGUAGACGAUACCAAGAUAAGCAAUACAGGCACAAUGAGAGCCAUGGAUCUGAUAGAUACAAGGAAAGCAGAAGAGCGAGAAAACCAGACCCAUGCAAUGCAAGGCAUUUUGAAGUUUGUGGAAAUCACGGUUAACCUCCUGGUGCUGAUUUGUGUGGGCGCUGCCCAAGCCUCCGUUGCAGGCUUCACAUCACUUGGCGGCUUCGGCACUGGAUCCUUUAGCCUGAAUUCAGCCUAUAGCCCCUUUGAGGGCACGGAGCUCCGGGAGGUGAGGGAGCUAGACAUGCAGUUCACCCAGAUGAGAGCCCCUUGCGUGUAUGGCGGAGUAGCCUUCAGCUUAACAGCAGCAGUACUUACCCUUGUCUUCCUUGUUGUGGGGGCAAAACCCAUCCAGAAGCUCAGGAUGGGGCUGCUGGCCGGCGAAUGCACCUUCAACUUGCUGGCUGGCAUGGCGUACAUCGCAGCAGUCGGCCUCUACCUGCAUUUUGUCAGCCAGGUGAACUCCACAGAAGUUUGCAAGAGGCACGAGAGGCUGUAUGCGCGCCGUGGUUAUACCUCCAUGAACUGUGUGGUCCAGGGCGGCGACGCAGCCGUCGGCCUUUUUGGUGUCGCUGCUGCCUGUUUGUACUUUGCCAGCUUUGUGGUCUGUAUCCUUGCUAUCCGAACCGUCCGGGCCUUCCGGAGCCAUGCGGCCAAGGAUCAGCACAUCCCCAAAAGCAGCAUUAGAGACAGAAGCGUCACAAACCACCACACUGUCCACGGGACCUCCAAAAGCUCCCACAACAUCCAGGCUCUUGCCACGUUAGUGUGA